This is a messenger RNA of Osmia bicornis bicornis, 1320 nucleotides long. It is a transcript of the gene GatC, whose product is annotated as glutamyl-tRNA(Gln) amidotransferase subunit C, mitochondrial. Gene Ontology annotation, molecular function: glutaminyl-tRNA synthase (glutamine-hydrolyzing) activity. Gene Ontology annotation, biological process: regulation of translational fidelity; mitochondrial translation; glutaminyl-tRNAGln biosynthesis via transamidation. The coding region runs from base 891 to 1307 and encodes 138 amino acids. Gene Ontology annotation, cellular component: mitochondrion; glutamyl-tRNA(Gln) amidotransferase complex. Lineage: Eukaryota; Metazoa; Arthropoda; Insecta; Hymenoptera; Megachilidae. The record is from RefSeq and is a predicted model, not a curated record. The transcript has a single exon.
AGAACCACGUUAUAUUUCUACAGUUAUAUUUCUAUAAAAUGAAUCUGAGUGAGCUGGAAACAAUUACAUCAGUAGGUCAUAUAAUGCCACGAAAUGAAUUUGUCCUAUAUGGGAAUUCAUGGUUUCAAUUUCUUUCCAAUUUAUUUCCAAUUCAACGUUUCGAUCACCGUUUCCUAAUUUAAUUUGACUAUGGAAUCUCUUCAAAUUUAUUCAUCACCAUUUCCAAUUUAAUUUCACGAUGGAACUUUCAAUUCAUCCAUCACCGUUUCCCAAUUUAAUUUAACCAUGGAAUCCCUUUAAAUUGGUUCGAUAAAGACCAAAGAGUAAUGCGCUGAUUCAAAAUCAAAUGACUGAUUUUUUUGUGGCUUCUUUUACUUAAGAAAGUGUAGAGGGAGGAGUAUUCUACCAUUUGCAUUAUUUAUUCACGUUUUUUACUUGCGAAGAUAAAAGAUUUUAAGUUAAGUUCUCUCUAGAUUCUCCCGCGCAAAUUUGAAAGCAAAUCUACUUCUUUAGGGAAAAUGGCGUCAUAAAAUGGAAGGUAGCUCCCUCUGCACCAGAGACUACUUUUCUAAAAUAAAAUAAAAUGAUGUCUUAUAUGAAAAAUUGAUUAUAAUUUAAUCUACCUUAUAAUAUAUAUUGCUAUUUGUAUAUACUAUAAGAAAAUUUAAAACUUAUAGACACAAAUAUAGGAAUACCGUUCAUGGAUCUAGGGAUAUAAUAUUAUAUACUAUAUUCCUAAGUUUACGAUAUAUCACUAGAUGAAAAAUUAACAUUAGCACGUAAGAUCGUGCGGCCUCAAAACGUCGAAAGGUUGUUGAAAAUAAUUACUGGUUGCAGAUUUAAUGAUUUAAAGAAUAACAAUAUUGAGAAUUACAAACAGUUCUUUCUAAAUGGAAUUUAUUCGAUAUAUUCGGAGGCUAAAAACUUGUGCUUUUUCAUUAAGGGCUCUAAACACGUGUUCUCGUCGUUAUUGUGCGUCAAGUCCUAUCAAAGAACAAGUAGAGGCUGAUACAUCUGCGCCAGUUAUAAAUCAAAAUACAAUAAAUAAAUUGGAACAAUUGUCUUUGCUUAACUUUAACCACGAAGACAGUUUUUCUAUUUUAGAAGGUGCGAUUAAGUUUACAGAAGAUUUACGUAUCGCAGAAAUCGACGAAAAAGUUGAACCUAUGUAUAGUCCAUCUGAAAAAGAAUCUGUUCCUUUGCGAGAAGAUCGCGUAGAACCUAACGCAUCUAGAAAAGAAAUUUUAAAAAAUGCUGCUGUCUUAGAAGAAGAAUAUUUUGUAGCACCAUUGAAUAAAAUUUCAUAAAUAUCAUCAUGAA